UGCUUAUGAGUCAUGCGGCAGGCACACUUGUCCUUGCUCCACCUGCUGUCAGACGAUUAGGACGAUGAGGAUUUAGUUUUGUUUUGUUAGGCCAACAAGCUGCAAGUAACCGCAGCAUCUGCUUCCGUGUGUGUGUGUGAGUGGGUGUGUUUAUGGUCUGGAUGAGGACCAUGUCGCACUUGCACCUUAUCACAUUAAAAGUGAAUUAAAGCACUCAAUCCAAACUCAAAUAUGUCGCAUUUGUUGAAGCGCACCAAAAAGUCCUGUCUGAAGUUGCUGCGUAAAAUAUCCACAUCGAGGCAAUUGUUUGUGCAGCGCUUGGACGAGGAGGACUGCGAGGAUGAGUGCGAUUAUGUGGAAUAUGUGGAGGAGGCGCCACAACUGAACGAUAAGCAAUAUAAUAGCCACAAUAACAAUAUAGAUGACCAUUACCUGUACGAACCGCAAGCCGUCCAAUUUCAACCAGAAACCAGCAUCGAAUUUGAGCUGGUGCCUUAUCGGGAUAAUGUACGUUAUCUACGUCACACACCCUCCAAUUCCAGUUUGGAUCUGAAAGAACAGGAAAAGGAACCGGAAGUGGAGAGUGUAUCUACCCUUCCGGUUGCCAUCCAAGCACCGUCAUCCCAUCCAAAGGCUCUGCAUCCUUGCAGUGUCAGUUUGGGCUCCCAAUUCGAUGGCAAUUAUCACAAUGUGGUGAUUACCGAACCUCCACACGAUGAUUACACCAUUGUCAAAUGGGAUAUCAAUGGCAAUUCGCUGGAUGAUGAAAGAUUCGAUUUACGCUCACAUUGGGAUGAUUUCGAUAGUCGCUGGCGUCAAGCCGGACACUCAUACUCCCAGAAGUCCAGCCAUCAGUCUAGCUCCUGUACGCUGGAAACCUGGAUUGACCUCUAGGCAGAGGCUUAGAGAGGGAUUGGAGGCAUCGAGGACCUAUUGGACUCUCUCUAUGGCCCCGCCUCAUGUCAAAGCCUUGUCAAAGAAAUCUGUUUUGCCUUAAGAACUUCUAUAACCAAAAAUAUUAGUUUGACGAUCGUUGUGAGAAACAAAAAAGGAAACUAAAACAAACAUUUUUUGAGUAUUAUAAUAAUUAUAUCGAUAUUGAUUUACA
Drosophila willistoni is the source of this 1108-nucleotide messenger RNA. RefSeq lists its product as uncharacterized. Bases 232 to 894 code for a protein of 220 amino acids. Lineage: Eukaryota; Metazoa; Arthropoda; Insecta; Diptera; Drosophilidae. The transcript is spliced from 2 exons. The record is from RefSeq and is a predicted model, not a curated record.